CCAACUGAUCUGGCACAAGCAUCCAUCAGGUGUUGGGAGGCAUUUGCAGACAAGGAUGUUUUUGGAAGUGCACUGCUACCAGAUCUUAUUUUAAGAUCAGCAUCUUGCGUGAAACUUAACUGCCUAUUUUUCUCCCUUUCAGCAAGCUACAUUGAGCGACCUCAGCUGAUUCGAGCAAAAGUGCCAAUAGUGAAGUUCAGGGAUAAAGUCAGCUGUGUGGAGUUUGACUUGAAUGUAAACAAUAUUGUAGGAAUAAGAAAUACAUUCCUUCUGAGAACCUAUGCAUACAUUGAGAAUCGAGUUCGUCCAUUAGUACUUGUUAUUAAGAAAUGGGCAAGUUUCCAUGACAUAAAUGAUGCCAGCCGUGGUACUUUAAGCAGCUAUAGUCUUGUAUUGAUGGUUUUGCACUAUUUACAGACCCUACCUGAACCCAUCCUUCCAUCCCUCCAAAAAAAUUACCCAGAAUCUUUUGAUCCUACUAUGCAGUUGCAUCUUGUUCAUCGAGCUCCAUGUACCAUUCCUCCUUACCUCUCAAAAAAUGGAUCAAGCCUUGGAGAUUUGCUAAUAGGCUUCUUCAAAUAUUAUGCCACAGAAUUUGACUGGAGCCAUCAAAUGAUUUCAGUUCGUGAGGCCAAAGCUAUUCCAAGACCUGAUGGUAUUGAAUGGAGAAACAAAUUUAUUUGUGUAGAAGAGCCCUUUGAUGGGACAAACACUGCUAGAGCUGUACAUGAAAAACAAAAGUUUGAUAUCAUCAAAGGUGAAUUUCUGAAGUCUUGGCAGGUAUUACGAGACAAGAAAGACCUGAACCGUAUAUUACCUUUAAGAUCAACCAUACUGAAAAGAUAA
Molecule: messenger RNA, 846 nt
Organism: Antrostomus carolinensis (chuck-will's-widow)
Lineage: Eukaryota; Metazoa; Chordata; Aves; Caprimulgiformes; Caprimulgidae
Gene: TENT2
Product: terminal nucleotidyltransferase 2
Exons: 9
Biological process (GO): RNA 3'-end processing
Molecular function (GO): poly(A) RNA polymerase activity
Source: RefSeq, a predicted model, not a curated record